AUGAACGAGAAGAAGACAAAGAAGAAGAAAAAUGAAAUUCCUUUAUCGCCAAAGACGAGUUCGUCGAGAGCGAGAGAGGCGCGACGAGCGACGACGAUGGAAGCUUUCGGAGGAGGAGGAGGAGAGAAAGAAGAGAAAGAAGAAAACGGUUGGGGGUCGAGACAAGGAAAAAGCGAAUCCCCGGUAUCUCCGCCGCAAGGUCGCGUGUCUUCGAUGAGAGCGUCUUCGUGCGAUAGCCUGGGUGUCAUGUUUGCGGAGCAAAUGAAGACGACGAUGAAUACGACGACUACGACGAGUUGCAGUAAUACCAACCACCCAGCCGUCAAAAAUGUUAAAUCCACUUUAUUGGAACAAGAAGAAGACGAGGAAGACAAGAAAAGCAGCGAAAACAAGAAUACUACUAUUAAUACUACGAAUCAUCAUCAACAUCAUCAUCAUCGACAACAAAACGAUCGAAACUCACGAAACUCGGAAAUAUUCGGAAACACGGACCAGAUUCCGUACGAAAAAGCGACCGUUCUCACGAAACUACAGAAAUGGGGCGAUUACGAGUCCUGUGGCGAGAACGUCGGAAAGACAAAGUUCGUACCGAUGAAGACCCCGUUGUCGCUAGAGUUCUUGGAGCAGAUGGAGAAGUACGCGCAUAUUUUAACAGUGGAGAAGAUGUUAUACGAACAACGAGAGACGAAACAGAGAGAGGUUACCAUGAUCAUUGAUUUGAGCAAUCACGAGUGUUUGUACGAAGAGGACAUACCGAAAGAGGUACAUCGAGUACACGUCAGGAACAUAGCAAAAUCGAUACCGAACAUCGAAUGUUGCUCGAAAGUGAUGAGAGAAGCGACGAAGCAUUGGAAAAAACAUCCGGAACAGUAUAUUGCUAUUCAUUGUGCGUAUGGUUUCAAUCGAACGGGGUUUAUCGUGUGUAGUUAUCUCAUCGAGAAGGAGAACAUGACCGCGGAGGAGGCGUUGGAAGCGUUUGCGAUCGCGAGACCUCCCGGGGUGAAGCACGAGAGAUUUCAAUUGGCUUUGAAAGCGAGGUAUCCCACAAGAGGGUGUAAACCAAAAGUUACUGAAUACGACGGCGAUGAAGACGACGAUAAGAAUGAAAACGGAUUGGUGAAGAACGAAACGGUAGAAGGAGUAAACGCGGUGCUUCGAAUCAACAAGAACAACGGCUUUGCAGCAGGAAGCGGAGAGAAGCAAAAGAAGAAAGAAACGCUCGUGCGAAAACUGUUCAGUUUGAUUAGGAUGAGAAGAAAGUCCAGCAGCGAUCCCUGA
This is a messenger RNA of Bathycoccus prasinos, 1278 nucleotides long. RefSeq lists its product with no specific name. Gene Ontology annotation, biological process: dephosphorylation; 7-methylguanosine mRNA capping. The transcript has a single exon. Gene Ontology annotation, molecular function: protein tyrosine/serine/threonine phosphatase activity; mRNA guanylyltransferase activity. Lineage: Eukaryota; Viridiplantae; Chlorophyta; Mamiellophyceae; Mamiellales; Bathycoccaceae. Bases 1 to 1278 code for a protein of 425 amino acids. The record is from RefSeq and is a predicted model, not a curated record.